AUGGCGGCGCGGGGGUCCCGGCGCGCGGCCCUCCACCUCCUGCUGCUCGUCCCGCUGGUCGCGGGGCGCUGGGGUCCGGCCGGCGCGGGGGUCGGCGCGCCCGGAGGGCUAGCAGAACCAUUCUUUGUUGCCAAGCAUGAAGAUAGGUUGUUUAAGGAUUUAUUUCGAGACUAUGAGAGGUGGGUUCGUCCUGUGGAGCACCUGAAUGACAAAGUAAACAUCAAGUUUGGCCUUGCGAUAUCUCAGCUGGUGGACGUGGAUGAGAAAAAUCAGUUAAUGACAACGAACGUCUGGUUGAAACAGGAAUGGAGAGACGUGAAACUCAGAUGGAGCCCCGAGGACUACGGCGGGAUAAGGGUCAUACGUGUCCCUUCGGACUCUCUCUGGACCCCAGACAUCGUUUUGUUUGAUAACGCAGACGGGCGUUUCGAAGGGGCCAGCACGAAGACCGUGGUCCGGUACGACGGCACCGUCACGUGGACGCCACCCGCGAACUACAAAAGUUCCUGCACCAUCGAUGUCACGUUUUUCCCCUUUGACCUUCAGAACUGUUCCAUGAAAUUUGGUUCCUGGACCUACGACGGAUCACAGGUCGACAUAACCCUCGAGGACCAAGAUGUGGACAAGAGAGAUUUCUUCGAUAACGGGGAGUGGGAAAUUGUGAGUGCGGCUGGACGCAGAGGAAACAGGACUGACAGCUGCUGCUGGUACCCUUGCGUCACCUACUCCUUCGUGAUUAAGCGUCUGCCUCUCUUCUACACCCUGUUCCUCAUCGUCCCCUGUAUCGGGCUCUCGUUUCUGACCGUUCUCGUCUUCUACCUGCCGUCACACGAAGGAGAGAAGAUUUCUCUCUGCACCUCCGUGCUCGUGUCCUUGACGGUGUUCCUGCUGGUCAUCGAGGAGAUCAUACCCUCGUCCUCCAAGGUGAUUCCUCUGAUUGGGGAGUACCUGGUGUUCACCAUGAUCUUCGUGACACUGUCCAUCAUGGUGACCGUCUUCGCCAUCAACGUCCAUCACCGUUCUCCCUCGACACACGACGCCAUGGCUCCGUGGGUCCGCACGCUGUUCCUGCACAAGCUCCCCAGGCUGCUGUGCCUGCGCGACCACGCGGAUGGAGCCCUGCCCCCAAAGGGGGCCGCCCAGGGCAGCGCGGGGCCCGAGUCCAGGAACACCCUGGAGGCUGCGCUCGACUCUAUCCGGUACAUCACGAGGCACGUCGCGAAGGAGAACGACGUCCGUGAGGUUGUUGAAGACUGGAAGUUCAUAGCCCAGGUUCUUGACCGGCUGUUUCUUUGGACUUUCCUUCUGGUUUCUGUUGUUGGUUCUCUGGGGCUGUUUGUUCCUGUUAUUUAUAAAUGGGCAGAUAUCAUAGUUCCUGUUCAAAUCGGAAACACAGAUAAGUGA
This is a messenger RNA of Molossus molossus (Pallas's mastiff bat), 1404 nucleotides long. It is a transcript of the gene CHRNA5, whose product is annotated as cholinergic receptor nicotinic alpha 5 subunit. Lineage: Eukaryota; Metazoa; Chordata; Mammalia; Chiroptera; Molossidae. Gene Ontology annotation, molecular function: transmembrane signaling receptor activity; acetylcholine-gated monoatomic cation-selective channel activity. The transcript is spliced from 6 exons. Gene Ontology annotation, biological process: regulation of membrane potential; nervous system process; chemical synaptic transmission. The coding region runs from base 1 to 1404 and encodes 467 amino acids. The record is from RefSeq and is a predicted model, not a curated record. Gene Ontology annotation, cellular component: neuron projection; synapse; postsynaptic membrane.